Molecule: messenger RNA, 2424 nt
Organism: Synchytrium microbalum
Lineage: Eukaryota; Fungi; Chytridiomycota; Chytridiomycetes; Synchytriales; Synchytriaceae
Exons: 12
Coding region: 1-2424 (807 amino acids)
Biological process (GO): mitotic DNA replication checkpoint signaling; DNA replication initiation
Cellular component (GO): nuclear origin of replication recognition complex
Molecular function (GO): DNA replication origin binding; ATP binding; ATP hydrolysis activity
Source: RefSeq, a predicted model, not a curated record
AUGGCCAAGAAACUAGCCAAAAAGGCUCCCAACACCAGAAAGUCCAAAAGAAACGCUGGCGAAGCUCCACCAAAGAGCAUCGAAUUGUUGGGCAGAGCCUAUAAAAUCAAUCGUGAUGAUGGAGAUGAUGAUCAUAAUGAUGACGAUGAUGACAUUUCAACUGAAUCCUACCAUGAAUCUGUCAAGAUCAACAACGACCGAAAGUUCAAGUUGGGAGAUGUCGUGUCAUUGGAAGAUGUAUCUGGCACUCGUGUCGAAGGAUAUGCAAGGAUCCUAGCUUUAUUCAGUGACAAGGACGCUGCUAAUAAAGCUAUUGUUUCGUACAUGUAUCGACCCAACCAGGUCUGGAAUGGUAGAAUAGCCGCUAGAAUGCCGACAAAACUGGAUAUUGAUUUCGAAAUCUUGGCCUGUGGCAAGUCAGAACAGAUCGACAUAUCACGCAUCAUGCAAACAGUCAAAGUCAUGACUCCUCGAGAACUGGAAGCUCAGUAUCCUGACAAGGACGAAAGCCUCGAAGGCAAGGUCUUCUUUUGUCGCCAGCUGGUUGAUCAAAAGAAUUGCAAACUUGGCCAGCAGAUUGACUGGGAGGGUUAUAAGAAGAAGGACUUGAUACUAAAACCUCGUCAGAAGAACUCGACCAAUGAUAAAGAAGAAAAACAAAAUGGAGCAUCAUCUUCCAAGAGUGGAGGUAUGACUCCUCCCAGUGAACGUCUCGAAAGAAAGAGAAAGAGUUAUGUGACCACUCCUUCAGUCUCUCGGCAACCAAAGAAAGCGAAAGUAGUCGACGCACCACCUAACGAGAAGAAGGGAAAGGAACCAUCAACUACAAAGUAUAUUGAUGCAGACUCUGAAGAAAGUGAAUCGACAGAUUCGGAUGAUGAUAGUGUUGGAGAUGAAACCUUUAAAAUUGACAAGGAAGCCAGGCUCGUUGAAGAAGACGACGCCCAAGAUGAUGGAGAUAUUGAAUCAUUGCCUAGUGAUCCAGAAGAUGAUCCGAUGGAGUUGGAUUCUGACGACGAUAGACGCAGGACACCGUAUAAGAAGUCACCACGCAAAGCAAGGACACCUAGAUCUGGAAAUCGAACACCGUCAAAAGGCAAAGCUUCAAAGUCUAAUAAUCGAACUCCCACUACUUUUCGCAGAACGCCAUCUAAAAGUGGACGUGCCACACCUGGUUCUAGUCGAAACUUAUCUGUAAACAUGAACUACUCUAGGAGUCUCCUUCAGGAUACGCCUCUACCUCAACGUACAAAUCUACCAGAUGAACCCAUGACUGACUUCCAAAAGGCUCAGCACAUGCUUCAUGUUGGUUAUGUACCUGAGAACUUGGUUGGUCGUGAAAAAGAGUAUGCUGAAGUCUACUCAUUCUUGGAAAGUGCUAUAGAGGAUGGUUCCGGAGGAUGUCUAUAUAUUGCAGGAAUACCUGGAACUGGCAAGACUGCUACAGUUCGUGAGGUGAUUCGAUCUCUAGAAACACGUCUAGAAGCAGAGGAAAUUCCACCAUUCCACUUUGUGGAAUUGAAUGGUAUGAAGUUAAUUGAACCUCAGCAUGCCUACGUACGAUUAUGGGAAGCUUUGAGUGGAAAUCGAGUACCAGCUGCUCAAGCUCUGUCGUUGUUGGAUAAGAAGUUCAACAGUCCUUCUCCAAACCAACAGCCAGUGGUGGUACUCAUGGACGAGCUCGAUCAACUCAUCAACAAGAAGCAAACAGUCAUUUACAACUUUGCUGAUUGGCCAAAUCGUCCUCAGUCUCACUUGAUAGUGGUAGCAAUUGCUAACACGAUGGAUUUGCCUGAACGUCUUACUAAUAGAAUUGCCAGUCGUCUGGGCUCGCAUCGUCUUCAUUUCAAGCCAUAUGAUAGAGACGACCUCAUAAAUAUUGCAACAACUCGACUCAAAGACAUUGACGGAUUUGAUGACGAUGCGAUUCGAUAUGCAGCUCAAUGGACUACUGGGGUUAGUGGCGAUGCUCGUAGGAUGUUGGAUUACUGCAGGAGAGCAUUCGAGAUUGCCGAGUUAGAAUCCAACAAGACGGGUGAAGAAGUGACUGUCGAUUUGAACAUGAUACGACGUACUAUCAAAGAAAUGAAUGGAGCAGUCACCAUUCAGACAGUAGCAAAGACAUCUCUUCAAGCGAGAAACUUUUUGAAGGCAUUCUUGAAAAGAAUUCGUCUGUCUGGUCGCCCAGAAGCUUCUUUUGCUGAGGUGAUGGAGGAACACACCAAACUCUGUCAAAUGACAAAGACAGUCAUUCCAAACUCGUCACAAUUUGUGGCUAUUUGCAAUCAGCUACGAGAGGCUGCCGUCAUACUGGUUGACUGCAAGCACAAUACUGCUCUGGAUCCAUUCCAGCUCAUCAGAUUGGGUGCAUUUACCGAGAAUGAUAUUACGAUUGGACUUGAAAGAGCCAAGAAGAUGCCAUGA